This is a messenger RNA of Nannospalax galili (Upper Galilee mountains blind mole rat), 3241 nucleotides long. It is a transcript of the gene Shld2, whose product is annotated as shieldin complex subunit 2. The coding region runs from base 402 to 3134 and encodes 910 amino acids. The record is from RefSeq and is a predicted model, not a curated record. Lineage: Eukaryota; Metazoa; Chordata; Mammalia; Rodentia; Spalacidae. Gene Ontology annotation, biological process: regulation of double-strand break repair via homologous recombination. The transcript has 12 exons. Gene Ontology annotation, cellular component: site of double-strand break; nucleus.
AGGGUUCACUCAUCCCAAGCGGAACUCUAGAGGAACUGGAGAGGACAAAGCUUUGGGACCGGGGAAUCCCUGACCCACAGUCUUUUUUGCUUUUCACAAGUUUUUAAUUUGUAUCAUUCAACCAUCAACGAUCUUGAGAAAAAAAGAUUCUCUGGCCUGCACUAUGAUUUUGGCUUGAUGCGAAAAGAUUAAGAUUUGUCCUGUCUAUUUCAUUGAAAUGGAAUCAUUUGGAGGUCCUUCUAUACUGGAAGCACUGGAGAAAGUUGCUGUAAUAGAAGAUAUUUAAGUGGGCUGAGAGAAAGUGAGAACAAAGAACACAGAAGUUUCCUUUUGUUUUCCUUUAUUUUAAAAGAUUCAAGGAAGAAACAAUUGGAGAAGAAACACAAAGAGAGGAGAAAAUUAUGAGUCAAGGAUCUCAAGUCCACAUAUUUUGGGGUGCUCCAAUGGGACCACUGAAAAUGACAGUAUCACAGGGAGCAACUUCCUUAAUGUCCACUGCUGAUGCCUGGGAAAAGAUCCAACUUCUGUACAGUCAGCAUUCUUUACACCUGAAAGCUGAAAAUGAGGCGCUCAAAAAUCUGAAAGACUGUGAAGUCCUAGAUGCUGCUGGUCUUCAAGAUCUUAGUGGGCACUUUUUAACAACUUGUGUGAAUGGUGCUGUUCAGAGGGAAGAUGACUUUAUAUAUUCCUCUUCUGAAACACAGAAUAUAAAAUCCCGGAAGAGUUACCCCUCAGGACUGAGUGAUAUGACUGACUCUGUUAUAGAGAUCUGUGGAUUUGAGGACAGAGUUCAGCAUUUACAAGAAGACUAUCAGAAACUUCACUGUGAAAAUAAGAAAAUUCUAGAUGAGCAGUCUAAAAGUCAAUCAAAUCCAUGUGUCCAAAACUUUCAAAUAGAUUCCUUUCAGUUAGAUAAUAAAUGUGCAGCUAUAUUGGAUUUGGACUGUAAUACUAAGCAGAUUAAUGUAGGGACAGAAGUGGUGGGAACAAAGCAUGUGCCAACAGAACAUCAAGAAAGACAAUAUUGGAAGUGUGUUUCCUUUGAUACAAAGUAUGAACCAGAGUCUGAAGGAGCCGUCAGGAAGGCUUCAAAACUGAAAAUAUCUACUGAUACUGAAUUUCUCAGUAUUAUGACCUCCAGCCAGCUUGCAUUUUUAGCUCAAGGGAAGGAUACAGGGCAAGACUAUAUAAAUAAAGAGGCUGUAAACAUGGAGAUUGACCCAACGGGAAGCCAUGGAGAAGUAAGACAAACUGAAGAUAAUUUAAUGAAGCCUAGUGAUGAUUUUGGAGAAGGAGCUGAAAAUGGGCAAAGCCAAGUAUAUUCCCUAGAACUUUUUAGUCCUGUUUGUCCUGAAUCAAAAAACAACCACGUUCACACAAAUCCUGAAGAAGCUCCUAAAGAAAAUAUAAGAUCUCAAGAACUUUUCAGUAACGAAGAAAGCCCACCACCAAAUGAGAUAAGCAUUGAGUUGUGUGACUCAGGUAUACUGUGUUCCCAACUAAAUACUUUCCACCAAAGUACUGCUAAAAGAAGCCGGACCUCCAAAGGUAUAUCCCAUCAUUCUAAAGCUCUUUCUGAAGUGCCUCAAGUGUCUAAGAAACUGAAGAUGGAUUCUAAUGCAAGAGAGUCAGGCAAAGCAAUGGAACAAAAGAUUGUGUCUGUACUUACGGAUAUUAAAAGAAUAACAUUAAUAAAAAACUGUGAUUCUAAAAGCCUGAAGUAUAAUUGUUUAGCCAUGGUGCUAGCUCCAUGUCAUGUGAAGGAAAUAAACAUAAAAUCUGGACCAAAUUCUGGUUCUAAAGUGCCUUUAGCAACAAUUAUAGUAAUCGAUCAAUCUGAAAUUAAGAAAAAGGUGGUUCUGUGGAGGACUGCAGCAUUUUGGGCACUUACAGUGUUUCUUGGAGAUAUAAUUUUACUUACAGAUGUUACUGUUCACGAAGAUCAGUGGAUUGGUGAGACAGUACUCCAGUCAACAUUUACCAGUCAGUUAUUAAAUCUUGGGAGUUACUCAUGUAUCCAGCCUGAAAAAUAUACCAGUGUAGUUGGCAAUGUUUUACUUCAGGACUUACUGGCAUAUGUGUCUUCAAAACAUUCCUAUCUCAAAGAUCUGCCUGAGCGACAGCCUCCAAAAAUGACCACUAUAGAGUUUGUGGAAUUGGAGCAGAUGCAGCCUGAUGUAUUAGUCCAUGCAAUUCUAAGAGUAGUGGAUGUCACAACAGUGACAGAGGCAUUAUAUAGUUAUAGAGGACAGAAGCAAAAGAAAGUUAUGCUAACAGUGGAACAGGUCCAAGGUCAGCAUUAUGUACUUGUAUUAUGGGGUCCUGGAGCAGCCUGGCACACUCAACUUCAAAGGAGAAAAGGUUGUAUUUGGGAAUUUAAGUACCUCUUUGUUCAGCGCAAUUGCACACUAGAAAACUUAGAAUUGCAUACAACACUGUGGUCAUCCUGUGAAUGCCUGUUUGAUGAUGAUAAAAGGGCAAUUAAAUUUAAAGCAAAAUUUCAAAAGAGUACACCCUCCUUUGUCAAGACAUCAGACUUAGCAACACACCUAAAGGAUAAGUAUUCAGGAGUGGUUCUGAUUAAAGCCAAGAUUUCAGAGCUGGCAUUUUCUGUUGCAGCAGCUCAGAAGAUAGCUCUAAAUGCGUGCAGUUCUCUGAAGAGUAUCUUCUCCUCUCUUCCUAACAUUAUAUAUACUGGCUGUGUACAGUGUGGAUUAGAACUAGCAACAGAUGAGAACAGGAUCUACAGACAGUGUCUUAGCUGCUUGCCGGUAACUAAGACGAGGACAUACUAUAGGCCAGCUGUAAUGACCAUAGUUGAUGGAGGACAUAACGUUUGUGUCCAUGUAGGGCCAAAGUUGAUGGAGCAGAUUCUACUCAACAUUUCUCCAGAUUGCCUCAACAGAGUCAUAGUGCCUUCCUCAGAGGUCACCUACGGCAUGGUUGCAGCAGACUUGCUCCACUCCUUGUUGGCGGUCACUGCGGAACCUUGUGUGUUGAAGAUUCAGAGCCUUUUCAAGUUGGAUGAAAACAGCUUCCCUUUGCAACAGGAUUUCUCCCUGCUAGAUUUUUGCCCUGACUCAUGUAGGAUGUGGAGCCCAGGCUCUUCUCUGAGGCCAGAGGAGGACACUUAGGCAUUCCAAGGAAGGUGUGCUGAAAUGAUCUAUAUUUUGAAAUUAAAUGAAAUGACAGGAGUUUUGUUUAGAGUUUAAAAAAAUACAUUUUAUUAACACAACAGGAU